CAAGUUAGAACCAACGUUGGUCUCUCAGUUUGCGGUUGGGAUUGGGAUGGGAUGGAUAGAUGGGUGUUUGGAAAUGGCGUUGUUUUCCCUCUCGAGAUGCCUGCGACCGGCAAUCGACAAGACAACGGGGGGAGGGUCCAACUGCGUAUGUACUGUACGCAUCAAGAUCCAGGGACCUAGACCACCAUCAUUGACUAUUUCCAUGGAUGUCGAUAUCCUUAUCGUUACAAGGUCUGCGGUGGUGAAUGUCCAUGUCGACCCUGAAUAGCCUCCCCAUUCAAGGAUGACAUAACGAGACUUUUAUGUCGAUACCUUACAUAGUAUAUUCUCAACUGUCCAACUGUAUGUAUCUGUCUUUAGUUGCCGGGUAAAUUGCCUACUGACAGCAUGCGGCACAACUUGCAUGCAAGCGUAGCAUUCAUGAUCAUCACUGGCCUACCUACGCGUGUAGUAAUGCUGAGGCAAGACAUGACUAUGCAUUACAUUACCUAACAUUGCAGUGGAAAAACAUCUCAGCCAACUAUCCAUUCACAACUCUCUACGUACAACACUCCAAUCGAUGAAGCAAUCAACAAGAAAACAACAUCAAGCCCAUUUCAAGACAGGGAUCUCGUGUCCGUAAAAGGCCCUUUCACUCGUACUGUAGCUCGAUAACAUCCCGUAAUCGACAUCCGAUUAUCACGACCAGUAUCAUCUCCAGCCUCUUCUUUCCUUUGUUUCCCGCUCUUUGCCGUAAAAUACCAAAACGAUAUCGUGUUACAAUAGCGGGACGAUAUCAAAUCUUUUUCUUCAUUAACGGAUAAAGAGCAUGGAAUCAGAGGGGCCAUGACAGGCAUUGACUGCGAGAUGGGAUGUUGCAGGGUAAGGUAACCUGAGAUGUUGGGAACUAACGUUAGUUAUCUACUCCGUAUAUCUAUCUAUACACCACCUUGGCCCUAGCUACGGCCGCCGUGGUUUUUGGCAAAAAGGCGGCCCAGUAGUUGUGUUGUACAGCCGUGUCAUGUCAGAUCAUUCUUAUCGCCGCCUAAAGGGAGUUCACCGGAACGAGCAGGGAUGUGCAGCUAGGGUGGUGAAAGCUAGGGUGGUGAACUGACGAGACCUAGACCGGCUCUCUGGGAUAUAUCGUAUGUACCUGCGCGACUGCACGUUCCUGAAUUUGACCUGAUUCAUCGAUGUCGCUGUCCUGCAUUGAACUGACUCAAUAUUGCACUCACCCUACAGGGCUGGCCUUGUCCAAGACGAAGCUAUAACUGCCCAUUCAGAAAUCGAACACUGCUUCAGAGCGGUGUAUGUGAUUAGUUAUGCAUGUAUUUGGACUCAUGAUAUGUUUGUUACAUUUGUUGUACAUCUAUCAAUUGUCGUGAGAUGAGAUUCUAUGUAUGCAUGCAGUUCUCGCUUCGCCUCUACUAUACAGUUCAUGCUCCAUCAUGGAAUAUCCAUCCAAAAUCGGCGAUUCCCAUGCUCCGCUCAUAGGCGUUUAAAACCGUCUUGUCCAUCAUUUCUUCCUCUUCCUCUGUCCAUAGAAAAGUCGUUAACAUCCCACGCCUUCAUCGGUCCGGCAUUAACCACACGUGUAUGCAUGUAUCCACACAACAACCAACGGUCCAUCAUGUCAUUUUCCAAUCGGUGUGCAAUCGUUCAGGGGCCCAAAUAUCGUACACCGCACACCGAAACCGCAAUGAGUCGAGGUCUCUGAUAUACUCACUGUAUGGAUAGGCGCGUUAGCCUCCCGGCCCGAUCCAGCCAGCCAGCCUCAACCUCAGCUCAGAAACAGCUUAAUCGCAUCUUCCGUCCUUCCAACCUGUCCGCCACCGCUCCUCCCACUUGGAACAGUCGAACUCAGGCUUGCCCAAUUUGCGGUUGACGUCGUUGUGUGCGCCGCACAGCCACUUGCCGAACUCAUCACGGCUGUUGACCUGUGGCGCUUCUCGUUUUAGAUAACCCUGGAAAUCUUCUGCGCAGACCCAGCAAGGAUAUAGCUUAGAGAACAGACCGACAAAGCUGAGAAGGUCUGAUUUUUGGCCGCUUGACGGUUGUUCCGGAUACUGAGCGGCAAUAGAGUGAAGCAAUGUCCAUGUACUACGGCCUAGCACCUCGACAUCUGGAGGGCAGUCGGCCGGAGGACCCUUGGCCUUUGCAGCAUCCUGUUUGAGAGUACUCUUUGUCUGGGAAGCCCAUGCAGCAAAAGAAGUACAGUUCCGGCAUCUGAGCAAGGGUCAGUUGAGUCGAUAUACUGUAGGGCUCCAUUUGCAGGGCGUAAUGAUGAAACUCACGGUUUGCCGUCAGGGCCUAGUACUACUCCUUUGGGGAUCCUCUUAGGCGGCUCAGCAGAGCCUCCUACCGACGGUGCAAGGGCAGCGGGGGCAGCCGCCUGCUGUUGAUCGUUUGGAUCGCUCGACAUUGAAUGGCGCCACUUGUGGUGGUGAGAUCUCUGACUCUGGCUCUAACUCGGCUUCUGAGGCGAGCUACCGCUAAGGAAUAAGACGGGAACAACAAGUCGGCGCUUUCGGUGGAAUUAUUAGGAGACUGAGUAAGUGAGACAGAUCAGGUAAGCAAUUGAUCAAUUAAUGAAUGUCAACGAACGAAACGCCACAAAAGAAUAACGGGACUGAAAGAACUGGGGUCUUGAGACUUUUACGAUUGUCGUGAUGUGAUGCCUAUUUGUCAGCCUCUGUCUACUAACAUAGAAGAAAAGAAGCUAAACUGCCAGGAUAUUAAAACGUUCUAUCAAGUGUCUAUUGACAGAAUUCAAAGGCUAUCUGUUAUCGAUAAGCCACUGAAUCCUGGAAGCUUCCAGGGACACGGGCAGGCCAAAUUUAGGCCGGAGCAGCGCCGUCUUCCGGGUGAUUAUGGGGCGAGACAGCCCACGCCCAACUCGCUAACUCGUUACCGAUGGAGCUUCUCUAGUUGGGGAUGGAUGUGCAUUCUUCACUCUAGCAUCAUUUCCGGUCGAGUAUUGUCUAGUCUCUUGAAAAUGUAUGAUUAAUUCAUGAUUAUACAAAAGUAGCGAUUCAAGCGUCUCCGUCAAAUCUCUCCCUAUUUGCCAAUGUCUCUGACAGUCAGAUUGCGUUUCCGAAAGGCGAUGUUGCAGCUGUAUCAUUCAUGAACUCAUCCAUGACCUUACUCAACGCUGUCAUGUCAUCACCAAUCGAGAAGAAGGACGGAUCCAAUGCCAUGGUUUGACCGAACGUGUUAUCAAAACCGCCAAAGUGGUUCUCCGCGGAUGGCAUAGAUGAUGGAUUGAAUGCUUUACACAAGAGUCAGCGGCAGACAACGAGACUUGAAAGGGAGAGAGAGACUUACUGGUGGAUGGUGAAGAAACAAACAUCGAACUCUUCCGAUCUUGCUCAAGCAUGACCGAUAUUGCCUUGACAGCUCUUUGAGCUUCAAGAGAUUGGUCGGAUCUCGUCUCCCAGAUAUCCUUUGCUAUAAUCAAAGCCUGCAAGAUAUCACUUCGCCUAUUCAAAUCUCGCCCUGCAUCGUAUCUACUCAACGCAAAACAUAGCAUCAUGGUAGCUUGCAUGAACUCGGAUCUAAGUGGUGCGGCAACUCUCCAGCGCAUGUUGUACAUGAGGCCUCCUGGUUGAGUUUCUUCGUUCAUGCGUCGCUGGUGCUCCAGGAUGGAUAGGGCAGCCUUAAUGCAUAUCUCACUGGAUCUGACACUCUCUCCCCCCGCAGACCCUCUGACGAAACUGUGCCGAUGGAGGAGAUAGAUGGCUUUCUGAGCGAUGAUAUCGAGCAUCAUUCGAUUGAGGAUUGUGGCUGGACUGUCCGCAAUCGACUCUUGGAGAGGCUUUAGCCUGAGCCAGUGCGGCAAGGAAUUCGUGGCUUUCUCGAGCUUGGCCUGCAGGGUCGCAACAGUAGUUGGUGAGGGUGGCCCUGCUUCGGUUGUGUCGUAUAUCUCAGCAGCAACUUUGAUAACUCCAUGCCUGUGGAUAUGAAACGCCAACAUGGAAGGCUCUGAAUGUGGCCUUUCAGGCGGUGGGGUAUCGUGCUCAAAACCAAUAUCGCUAUCCAGAAGAUAUGAGGGCGGGCGAGUGUCGCAUUGAGAAUCUUUGAUGAUACGUGGAAGUCCGAUUUGGGUACUGGUGAAGAAGUCGAUGCUGUACAAAGCUAUCCAGGCUCGUCGCCGGAGUUCAGCUUGCAAAGGUCGGAUAUUUGGCCAGUGAGACGGCUCACGAUGAAGACCCAUCCGCAUGGCUAUCCUUAUGAUAACACCCAUGAGGACCCAGUUCCCAAUAUUUGCAUCAGCGUCGGCCUCUUGGUCUACAGCAAAGUGCAAUAAUAGCGUCUCAACCGUAUGCGCGCUGGAACGAAGGUAAUCUCCAGCUACCAAGCAGUGGAUAGUGAGCGUUCUGUAAGUGUCGAGCGUUGUUUGUAGUUCAGAAGCGGACAAGCCGUGCAUCCCUGCCUCCUUUUUCUGUAAUGAUACAGCCAUACUCAUGACGCUGAACAAGAACCCGACCCAGAUGAUGGAGACAGCUGAGGGGUUUACCCAGAAAUUUGCAUACUAUAUAUGGGAAUUUGCCUCGAUGAAUGAUGACUGGCAAGGCGGAGUUAGCAGUUGAGUGAACAUGAAAGUCAUGACUUACGUGAGUCGAAAGUGUUGAAGUACUGGGAGAUGUAUCUGUCAACUAUCUUGCGAGGAGGAACCAAAGCGAGAAUUUGGUCUACGGGAAGACACGAAACAUUAGCAAGUAGAGAUAUUCUCGGUGCCUGAGACUGAUGCGUCAAUCCACUAGCAAAAGGAGAAGACCCUUCACUGGCAAUGUCGGAGCCAUCAUCAGCGAGCUCAUCUCUGAGUUGUUGAAUCUAGGGUAUCUCGUCAGUGUUCAAGGUCUCCAUAAUGAGUCUUGUUCUUACAUCUUCCAAUAUUGUAGCCCAAUGCGAGCUACCUGUGUACACAGCCUGGUCAUCUGCCAAAUUUAGAUUUCCCAUUCGAACAUUUGGCGAUAUGCCUGAUGUAGUAGGCUCAAGACCAUUCGGGGCAUUGUCUGCUUGGGCUACAUCGCUCAGCGACUUGGUUGAGCUCUCAGCCUUAUCUCUCAGUUCCGUCACCAGAUUCUCAAGCCGAGCUAUUCUCUGGCGAGCUUUCUGAUUUCUGUUAUGAGGUCUGUAAUCUAUGGCAUCCUUGCGUUCUUGUUCUGAGCAAGUGAAAAUGCACUCGGUAGGUUUCCCGCGCCGUGUGCAGGCGCCGCAGGGUGACUGUCUAUCGCAUCGAAGUCUGCAGUAAAGUCAACACCAUUGAAUGUCUCUAUGGUCUGCCUGGCUGGCUUACUUGCGCCCCCUGCAGAAAGUGCAGCUGAGAAUUGGCUUCUCACGUUUUCUUGUUUGAGGCCUUGGCUGUGCUUGAUGAGUUUCCAUGAGUUAGAGUGGUGAGGGCUUAUUCGCCUCUCAGGCAGACACAAAUGAUGAAGCUAGUGUAGAUUGAAGUUUGGCUAUAGGACGUGAAGUCAUUUUCACCACGAUCCUAGGAGCCACACGUGAUUCAGCACCGAUGAUACCUCAGAACAUGGAACGCAGUAAGAUAUAUUGUAUGCCUAUUCUGUAAAAUAUACUCUAUGAGCUACGGUUUAAUUCGCAUCGUGAGAACAAGUCGAUCAGAGAAUGUGCCUUGAGUGAUGGAUGGUCUUCAACAUUGCCGGGUCAAACGAUAAACAUCAAUCUCAUUUUCAUAUCGAGCAAGACGGAUAAAAGAAAUGGAAAUAGUUAAAUAAAGCGGCUCAGUCUCUCUCAUCUUUGUUUUUGUUUCAAGCAGUAAUAGCGGACAAGCGAAGGAUUUUCGGACGUUGAUCCUUCGUGGAGAGUCAUUCAGCGGACGGUCGGACGGUCAUGGUGUAAGCUCAUUGGUCGGUUUUUGACUGUCCGAAAUGCCAUCUCUCCACGGACAUUGUCGAUGGAGUUCAUGGCGGACAUUUUGUGAUAUACCGAUAAUUAUAUAUAACAACAAGAGAAUUCGAUGGUUUUAAUCUAUUCAAUUCAAUCAUAUUGUCCAACUAUAUCAGCAACUUGCCCAU
Fusarium verticillioides 7600 is the source of this 6017-nucleotide messenger RNA. RefSeq lists its product as hypothetical. The transcript is spliced from 2 exons. Lineage: Eukaryota; Fungi; Ascomycota; Sordariomycetes; Hypocreales; Nectriaceae. Bases 2654 to 2986 code for a protein of 110 amino acids. The record is from RefSeq and is a predicted model, not a curated record.